This is a messenger RNA of Sander lucioperca (pikeperch), 1139 nucleotides long. RefSeq lists its product as uncharacterized. The coding region runs from base 366 to 1139 and encodes 257 amino acids. The transcript is spliced from 4 exons. Lineage: Eukaryota; Metazoa; Chordata; Actinopteri; Perciformes; Percidae. The record is from RefSeq and is a predicted model, not a curated record.
UAACGUUGAGUUAGGCCACUACCAUUGACCUGGUGGGAGUAGGCUGCGCUGCACACAUUGCUCACAACGCUCUCCAAACUGCCACAGAUACCCUUCCCUGCGACAUUGAACGCUUCAUUGUGAAAGUGUUGGGACAUUUCCACAUCUUUACUGUCCGCACUGAGCAGCUGAAAGAGUUCUGCGACUUUGUCGAACUCCAGUAUGCCACUCUCCUGGAGACGAGUAAGACACGAUGGCUGUCACUAGGCCCGGCUGUCGAGAGGGUGCUGAAGCUGUACCCAGCCUUACAGUCCUACUUCAGCUCUCAGGACAAGCCUCCUACCGCGAUCAUCAAAUUCCUCGACGAUCCGGUGUGUGACGCAUGGAUGUGGUUCCUGCACAACCAGCUGUCACUAUUCAAUGACACAAUCAACAUGAUGGAGAAGCAGAUGAACACAGCUGCUCAUUCAGCCUGCCACCUUCGCACUCUCGAAGCCAAGCUUCUGGAGAGGAAGUCUGCUUUAUUCACUGGCCUCAAAGUGAAGAAUCUUCUGAGCGCCCUUGAUGAUCCACGGAAGUCAGAGGAUUUUCUCAAAACUGUCUGCACCUUUUACGACUCUUGUUCUUCAUACAUACGGGAAUGGGGAGCAUCGUUUAAGGAGAUGGAGGUUCUCUUCUGGACCCUGCUCAACAGAGUCCCUGAAUGGGAUGAAGUUGAAUCGUCCCUGCAGUAUGUGUCAUCAAAAUUAAACCAGUGCAACAAAGACGAGAGACAGCUGUUCGAUGAGACCUCAUCAGUGAGGGCGUACGCAACUGGGAUGGUCGCUCAGUGGAACGCCGAUGGCAAGUCAGUGGACGAGCACUGGGUGGAAAUGUUCGCGCAUUUCAAAAGCAGGGAGAUUCCGUUCAAAAAUGUAGGUCUCCUGACCUCCUGGACUGACGCGAGGAACCGUAUGACCAUUCCCACCUUAAAGACGCUACUCGUCACACGGGCCAAUUUUGCUGACACCUCCAACCUGGCAAAGCAGUCACACAACAGACACGUGGGCAAAGGCCCGGCCACCAGACGCUCACCAGCGAGCUCCACUCCCAGGCCUGGCUCCAGGAGGGUGCACCGGUUCCCUGAUCCGGGCGAGGUCACACAAUCCACCAAAACUUAA